This is a messenger RNA of Stereum hirsutum FP-91666 SS1, 408 nucleotides long. RefSeq lists its product as uncharacterized. The transcript has a single exon. The coding region runs from base 1 to 408 and encodes 135 amino acids. NCBI's taxonomy places the organism in Eukaryota, Fungi, Basidiomycota, Agaricomycetes, Russulales, Stereaceae. The record is from RefSeq and is a predicted model, not a curated record.
AUGCGCCUGUACGAUGUGCACGCUGCGUCCCACCCCCCGGCUAUACUUCUCGAUAUCCUUCUGAAUCUCCGUCCCCGUCUUCGCUUCCCUCCCUUCUCCCCUGCCAAUCUUUCUCCCACUUCCCCAGCAUGCUCACCACCACCGUCGCAUCCGAAGUGCGCGUCUACUCCUCGCUUGGGACAUGCAAGUGAGGUGGCGGGGGCGGCAAGGCGUUAUAUCUGUGAGGUCGUAGGGCUUGUGAGCUCGGUAGAGGGGUUGGAAUGCGAGGAGUUUAGUUUUGGGAGAGCAUUUGUCGGUGAUGGUGGUGGUGGUGGUGGCGGCAAUCCAGUCGUACCUCCAACGCAGCCAAACGGUUCUUCCUCGUCCAUGCUGAGCCAGCGCAAUUUAACUUGUGGCGCGAACUUGUAA